GAUGACCCCACAGGACAUGUUAUAGGGCUGCAGAGCUGAGAUGGGCACAAAGCUACCUGCUCAUCGAGAGCAGAAACAGGGGCAACAGGAUGAAUCCUGUAGAUGUGACACAGGAGGACCAGCCAGGUACGGACACUGAAAGCCAGCCUAAUACAGAGCCUGUGCGAGAAAUUCCUACAGAGCAAGAAGGGUUUUUCAACCUGCUCACCCAUGUCCAAGGUGCAAGAAUAGAUGAACAGAGAUGCAGCAUCCAAAUCGUGCACAGCAAAGGAGAGCAGGACAACACCAAUGCUUCAGACAACCCUUCGCCUGAAAUGAACCUUCUAAUGGACAUGCUUGCACACUCCCAGAGCCGCAGACUGGAUGAUCAGAGAGCAGAAUUAACCCAAACGUCAGGGUUUCCAGAUACAAUGCCAACCCGCAGGGAGUCACAUGACAAUGGCAGACUGAAGGAUGAUAUGGUUGGUCCUGUUUCUGAACCCCAGGUGACGACUGUCCCUUUCUCCACUGCUGAUGAUUAUUUCAGUUUCAUCAAUCAAGUUCACAGUCGACAUCUUGAGAAGCUUAAGAAGAACCCAGGAGGUCGCAACCAAAAGUCCUAAUGUUCAUCUGCCCAAGUGGCCAGUGUCCUAUGUAUAACACUUGACAUUCACAUACACUGCAUUAAGGAAAGGAAAAGAGAAGUUCAUAAAGCUACUCAAUGUCAGUUUGGGAAAAAAACUUACUUUUUCUACAUAAACAACCAGGACUUUUCAGUACAAAAAGUACCGAUUGAGAGUUUACCAUUCCCAAGAGUAAGGAAGGUGUAACUAUAUCCCCAAGGCAAGAUGCAGCCAUAAAGUAACCAUUUCUUUAGCAUCAAAAGAAAAUAUGAUCAUUUAAAAAAAAAAAAAAAUGUGGUCACAUGUUCAUUGCAGUUGGUGCACACUUUUUCUAAUUAAUUCCCAAGUAACUGGUUAAUGCUUGUACAUAUUGCCAUGACAAACAUAGAAGUGCUCAGCAGCCCUGAAAUUUUUAAAGACCUUCUUUCAGAAAAUAAGAAAAUUACAUUCAUUGUUAGUGCUAAAGUAAUGCUUCAAUAUAUUAUGUAUACCUCAGCUUUGGAUUUAGUAGACUUUCAGAUUUACAAACAUAAUUACUUUCUUCAAUCAUUAUAUAACACACACUGCUCAUGGCGCAUGCUUGAGAGCACUCAGCAUGGUAGGAGACUGACACCACCCAAAAAUGUUAUGUUGGUAAGUGUACUUACCUCCACAGCAUUAGUCACACGUGUAGCUUUUUAAUAGAGUUUAGUGGAGUGAGGGAACAGGGGAACGAUCGCUAACCCGAUACAAAACAGUUCACCUUUUAAUGAACAGUCAAGGUUUGAACUGGCCACUGUUAAACAAUACAAAAAAAAACAAAAAACAUACAAAAGCUAAGUAAAACAAAAGUCUUGCUCAGAAGCUUGGGAAAUAUAGUUCUCAUACCUCUAUCUGAAGGGCAAAAGUUAACCAUCAGUGACAUGGGUAUUGAUUGUGAGAUGUUUUAAUUGCCAUUUUGGCACAACAGGCUCUGCUUCUACUAGCUACAUAAGAUUUUUCUGCCAAUAAAUGACUCUCUGCAAAA
This is a messenger RNA of Pelobates fuscus (common spadefoot toad), 1608 nucleotides long. It is a transcript of the gene PCP2, whose product is annotated as Purkinje cell protein 2. The coding region runs from base 90 to 602 and encodes 170 amino acids. Lineage: Eukaryota; Metazoa; Chordata; Amphibia; Anura; Pelobatidae. The record is from RefSeq and is a predicted model, not a curated record. Gene Ontology annotation, molecular function: guanyl-nucleotide exchange factor activity; protein binding. The transcript is spliced from 4 exons.